Naegleria lovaniensis is the source of this 647-nucleotide messenger RNA. RefSeq lists its product as uncharacterized. The annotation marks the transcript as partial. NCBI's taxonomy places the organism in Eukaryota, Heterolobosea, Eutetramitea, Acrasida, Naegleriidae. The transcript has a single exon. The record is from RefSeq and is a predicted model, not a curated record.
UUCAAAGCUCCACUACCGAUGAAGUGGUAGACGUUCGAGCUGGUACCCAGUUUUCCUUAUUUCUCACCAAGAAAGGGUUUUUAUAUUCGUGUGGUAAAAAUUCCCAUCAACAACAAGGAAAACCAAAAUCAUAUGUAUAUAUUAUGGAUAUUAUGAAAAUUACGACGAAGGAAUUUAAUUACAAUGCUUUCAAGAUUAGCUCGAUAUGUUGUGGCACCAAUUUUUCUUGCAUUGUCACACAAAAUGGAAAGGCCUUUACCACCAUCAAGCCAGCACAUACAUCAGUUGGAGAAAAUAAGGAGCACGGGUUCUUUGAGGUAGAAUAUUUCACAACGAAUAACAUUCACAUUAAGAAGGCCUUUGCCACAAUGAAGGGCCUAAUUUUCCAAACCUCCAAUGACACCUUGUUCUUUGCCGAGGUGAAAGAAGUUGUCAACAAUUCGUCAUCAUUUGUAAAGGCAUUGUCUAUGGGACGGCCAAAGCUGAUAUUAUUCGACAAGUACAACGUUUCCAAAAAGAAGAUAUUUUGCUCCCCUGAUUCCGAUACUUUCUUCAUUAUGAAUCUCAGGUCCACCCAUAUGGAAGACUUUGUUUCAAACCUCAAAUCUUCGACGUCCUUCUUUUCAGAUUUGUCCUUCUCAUGGUGA